This is a messenger RNA of Aplosporella prunicola CBS 121167, 1626 nucleotides long. RefSeq lists its product as uncharacterized. The transcript has 2 exons. Bases 215 to 1510 code for a protein of 431 amino acids. Lineage: Eukaryota; Fungi; Ascomycota; Dothideomycetes; Botryosphaeriales; Aplosporellaceae. The record is from RefSeq and is a predicted model, not a curated record. Gene Ontology annotation, molecular function: D-arabinose 1-dehydrogenase [NAD(P)+] activity. Gene Ontology annotation, cellular component: cytosol. Gene Ontology annotation, biological process: dehydro-D-arabinono-1,4-lactone biosynthetic process.
AGUCAGAUGCGGAAGGCCCAUGAUUAUGAAUUCGAGGCAGCCAGAAUGCAGCUUGCGGCGGGCCUCCGACCACCUUUUUAGCCAUUGCUUUAUCCUUUGAGCCUGCGCGCACGAUACCACUGACAGCAUAGUACUCAUCCGCACUACUCACAGGCGCAAAUCCACCGUCGCAGCCUCAGCGCAAGCUCCCUUAUCACUCCUCCGUUGAAUUCCAAUGGCGCAAAAAACCCCUCUGUCGGCGGUCCUGCCGCCUCUCAUCUUCGGCACCGCCACCUUCAACCACCAGUACAACAAGGACCCUUAUGCCCUCGACACCAACGGCCUUGUCCAAACCGCCCUCGAACACGGCAUCCGCGCCUUCGACACGUCGCCUUACUACGGCCCUUCUGAGUCACUCCUCGGCGCAGCCCUCGCCACGCCCUACGUGCGCGCAAGCUUUCCGCGCGAAGAGUACUUUAUCCUCACCAAAGUUGGGCGCGUUGCCUCGGAAGAAUUCGACUACAGUCCGGAGUGGGUGCGGGCGAGUAUCGCGCGCAGCUUGCAGCGGCUCCAGACACCAUAUUUGGAUGCCGUCUACUGCCACGACGUGGAGUUUGUGAGCGAGGAUGAGGUCCUAACGGCGAUACGCGAGCUCCGCCGCAUCCGCGACCAGGAUGGCACAAUUAGAUACGUCGGCAUCUCGGGCUACCCGCUCGACGUGCUGUGCAGGCUGGCCGAGCGCGUGAAGCAAGAGACGGGCGAGCCGCUGGACGUAGUGCAGAGCUACGCCAACUUCACGCUACAAAACACGACACUUGCAACGAAGGGGGCACAGCGCCUGCAAAGUGCCGGCGUCGACGUGGUGCCUAACGCCAGCAUGCUGGGCAUGGGUCUGCUGCGCCAUGACGGCGUGCCGCUCGGCAGUCUCGGCGACUGGCAUCCGGCCAACGACGAGCUGCGCGCCGCAGUGCGUAAGGCGUCCGACUUCUGCGACCAGCACGACGAGCGUCUCGAGGUGAUUGCCAUGCGCUUCGCCAUGGAGUCGUGGGUCGCAGCCGGCGCGGCCGUGGGUUCGCGCGGCGAUCCCGCCUCCGGAGUGCCGUGGAAGCGCGAGAGCAUCGACGACGUUGGCGGCAAGAAGCUGGGUGUCAGUGUCAUGGGCGUCAGCACGGCCGCGGAGCUGCAGAAGACGCUCAUGGUGUGGCGCAGCAUCUUGGACGGGCUGGAGAACGGGCAGCAGACGGCAGACACGGCGGGACGGUGGAAGCGGGCACAUGAAUGGAGCUUGAACCGCAAGCGGGCGGUGCAGAUACUGGCCGAGGGGGUGCAGGAGUGUCUGGGCGAGUGGUUUGAUUAUGCGUGGGACAGUCCGGGCAAAGGAUUUGUCAAUCAGAGGGGCGCGAAGAAGGCGAGCGAGAAGGACAAGACACUCAAGGGCAAGGAGGCUGAAGCAGAGGCGCCGUGGCUGACUCCCGCUGCAAGCCCCGAGUUGAAGCCGGAAAGCGCAAAGACGGAGCUGCCGUUGAGGUGAUGGGACAGAUUACAUAUUGUAGAUAUGGGUUGAUCAACAAAUAGAGAUUCGGUAGGUAUGAAUAUACUUCGGAGUAGAUGGAUGCGGAGAAGUAUCCGAUGGUUUUUUAGAUCAGC